Messenger RNA from Pyricularia grisea, 576 nucleotides. RefSeq lists its product as uncharacterized. The record is from RefSeq and is a predicted model, not a curated record. The coding region runs from base 1 to 576 and encodes 191 amino acids. The transcript has 3 exons. Lineage: Eukaryota; Fungi; Ascomycota; Sordariomycetes; Magnaporthales; Pyriculariaceae.
AUGAAACUCAAGUAUCUCAUCUCGGCCUUUGCUGUGGCUGCCGGCGUGGCUGCUCAGGUCGAGGACCUCGAGACAACGAAAGAUUUCCACCUCUACAUCACGGAGAGCUCCAACUCGUCGUUGGUCGGCUGGAACCUCUACGCCUGUCAUGUCGGGCCCCUGGCCAGGGUGUUGUGCAUCACGAAUGACGGCGUCACGGAACGCGCCAGCGCGUUUGCCCAUCAGCACAAAGCCGAGGAUGAAGACGAGAACGACGAGGAGGACAAGGGAGCCAUCGGUCCGCUGCUCUCCAAGGCGUACUACUUCGACCUUGAAACGGCCGAGUCCAAGUUCAUCUACCCUGUUGGCUUUGACGAAAACGACAACAUGUACCUGGCGGCCUAUGGCGACGGCAGCCACGAGGCGCCUGCCGAAAAGGUCACGCCAUGGGAACCGUCGCAUGCAAUGUACAAUUGGUAUGCCUGCCGUGACACACAUGUCAACAGCUACAGUUAUCAUGCCAUCAACUGGGCUCUGGUGCCUCCUCCAAAUGAGCCAGGCUGCGACUCUGUCACCAUCCAUCGGGUUUAUGAGUGA